AUGGCCUCUGAGCGGCGGAGGAGCAUAGGCUCCAUGUUCGGCCAGAAAGACAAGGACAGCACGCUGGCUGCAUCGCGGGCACAGUCAAAGGGCCCAGACUCGUCCACUGUCUCAAUUGCGAGCAGCGACGGCAACGAUGACUUGCGCAAGUCGAGCGACGGCACCACGGACCGCUUGAGGAGUCGCCAGAACUCCGAAGACGCCCGCAGCGACGUCUCAUCGUCGCAUCGCCGGCGCAUGUCGAAGCUCUUCAAGGCUCGCAAGAAGAGCAAAGGCUCUCUCAGCCAGGACGACGUCUCGCAACUCGACCCCGAUGAGGUUGUUCCUCCCGUUCCUACCAUUAGGCGUCCGAGCAUGGGUCACCCAUACCAGAGCGACGACUCCCUAGGACUCGCGAAGAGCGUCGCAAGCAGUCUGCUCACUGACGACUCAGACAUGGAAUCCCCACCACCACUCAAACGUCCCGGCAUAUCACCACAUCAGUCGCAUGCCGGCCUCUUGACGCUGUCGUCGCCCCUGAUCGCUUCCGAGACAAUCGACUCUGCAGAUUCUACCGAUGUCACUCUCGUAAACUCUGAAGCCUCCACCGAGGAGCCUACCGCCCGGAACACAAGCAAGCGGGGCGUGUCUCCCGUUGGCAAGCUCAAGGAAGCUUUCGCGCCUAAUCGAAGGUCCACGUCUCCGGCCCCUAUAAACGGUGCUAGCCCUGAGCCUGCAAGACCCAGUACAAGCGGAGGUGGACUAGGAGCGCUGUUUGGAGGGAAGAAGCGCGAGACGAGGGUGUUGGAUGAUCCCAUCCAAGCCUCACCACCACAGAUACAGAUACACACAGAAGACGAGACAAAAUCUACGCCAUCGCUGAGAUCCGUUGCCCCGAAGCGCAUCAUCACCUCGCUCCCCGCGACUCCUCCCAAUCUAUCUGAUGCACCCACGACCUUCAUAACUCCGCCCACUCCGACCGACGGGAAGGCUUCUUCCCCAACAGAGUCGACUAGCUCCAAGAACACUGUCAAGCGCAACAACACUGAGACAAACCCCAACGUAGUCGUCUCCCCCUCGGGGAAUAUGAUAUCGCACAGACGUGUACGAUCAGCCACCAAUCCUCCGAGCAAGCUAUCACAUUCGUCGAUACCGCCCCUUACUCCUCAUCUAGAGGAAGCAAAGACCCCUGGAGGGACUGCUGUACUUCCAUCAUCUCCUGGCGGGCCUGGUGGAUUCUUCGCUUCCAUCUUUUCUGCAGCUCAGAACGCUGCUAACAACUUGGGCGACACCAUUGCGAACAGCGCAAAUCCAAAGAACAAGCCCAAUCAGCAACAGCAGAAAGAGGACGACAUUACCGCUGACGGCGGAGAAGAAGUUAUUGGACCUGAGAACAUUGACACCACCACGAGCGAAGGCACCGAGAAGCGCAGACCCGCCAUUGAGACACUCGGAUCCGGAAACUUGAGCUUAGCCCAACUUGGCAUUACUGAAAGCAACGAGGUCAGUCCAAUGUCUUCCGCGACUAACGUCACGAUGAAGGCGGAUGAAGCUUCGGCCAAGGUCGAGGACAGGGCUGCUGCACAGGCCGUCUCUGCCGCGUACGCAGGAGAAAAGCCUCCGUCAGUUGCCAGUGAACGUCCACGAUCAUUGACUGCUGUUUCUGGUCAAUCAGGAGCAGGUGCAACCUCUCCUCCACGGCAACCUGAAAUAACCGACUCACCGGCAUCAAUUGGACGGCAAGGCAGCAUACGCAGUCGUAUAAGCGGUGGCAGAAGGAGACGGCAUAGGGGCAGCUCCGCUGCUACCGGCAAUACUUUGAGCGGGGUCGUCACCGCAAGCACAAGUACAUUGGCACCAAACGCCGCACUAAACAGCCACCGUCUGAACGGAACUGGAUUCGCGGUUGCACCUCCUAGGCGAAAUAAGGAUUUCCACGCCCUGUUCAAAAGCGUUCCUGAGGACGAUUAUCUGAUCGAGGACUAUAGUGCAGCCCUUCAGAAAGAGAUCCUGCUUCAUGGACGUUUGUAUGUUUCUGAAGGACAUCUUUGCUUUUCCAGUAACAUUCUUGGAUGGGUCACAAAUUUGGUCAUUAGCUUCGAUGAGGUCGUCUCUGUCGAGAAGAAGUCCACGGCCGUCCUGUUUCCCAAUGCCAUUGUCAUCCAGACACUUCACGCUCGCAACGUUUUUGCGUCGUUCUUGUCGCGAGACUCCACCUACGAUUUAAUCAUUGGCAUAUGGAAAAUAUCGCAUCCCAAUCUCAAGUCAUCCCUCAACGGAGUAACUCUAGACGGUUCCGGUGGUACUGGCGACAAGACGGAGAAAGCAGAAUCUAUUGGCAGUGACGACGGUUCUCUGCAAGAUUCCGACGAUGAGGUGUACGACGAAGAUGCGGACGAAGACGAAGGCACUGGCAGCUUCACUGACCCUGGCGAAGGCAGUAUAGCUGGUAGCGAAGUUGGUUCUUCAGCUGGCGAAACCACCCGCAAGGUGAGCGGCGCAGUGUCGCAGGCCUUUGGUGGUGGCGGUGAGACGGCCGAGGCCGCCAAAGCAGUCACAAAUGGCACUGCAACUGCAGGACAAGACUUCCCUGGUUCAGCAACACACGCACCUACUGAGUGUGGUGACAGCGACCAGCAUUACGAUAAACUGCUCAUUGAUACGACAAUUCCGGCACCUCUGGGCAAGGUUUACAGCUUGAUGUUCGGCCCUGCUUCUGGCGUGUUCAUGCGCAAAUGGCUAGUCGACGACCAGAAGUCCUUGGACUUACAGAUGGAAGACGACAAGAAGGGCUUGGGUGAAGACGUGAAGACAUUCAACUAUUCCUACAUCAAGCCGCUAAACGCGCCUGUCGGACCACGCCAGACGAAGUGCAACAUUGCCAUGAACCUGGAGCAGUACGACCUGGAAAAGGCCGUGAGCGUGCUAUGCAGCACAGCAACACCAGACGUACCUAACGGCAGCAUAUUCCUUACCAAGACGAGGUACUGCUUAAUGUGGGGACCAGGAAACAGUACAAGGCUUAUCAUGACCUUUACGGUGGAAUGGAGCGGAAAGAGUUGGCUGAAGGGUCCCAUUGAGAAGGGUGCAAAUGACGGUCAAAUGUCGUACGCCACCUCCCUUACAGCCGCUCUUCGCACUGCCGUGAGCGUCACGAAAGCCGGUCCAUCUCGAUUACCUGGAAAGGGUGGAAAAGGAAAGAGGCGCUCGAAGGGCAAUCUUCUAGAAGAGGCACCCGUGCCUGCCGCCGCUCCCGCUCCCACUAGUCAAGCAAAGCAAAGCAAUUGGGGUUUGUUGGAACCAUUACGCAGUCUCCUUGGCCCAUUCGCCGAUAUCCUGGAAUCUAUCUUCACACCGCAAGUCAUCAUCCUCAUUAUGGGAGCCCUCCUCGUGUACACCUGGUUCUUCCGUGGCGGAUCCGCAGUAACUGGUCCAAACCAAUGGUCAGCUGCUCAGCGUCAGGUUGCAUAUGAGGAGAUCUGGCGCCAUGAGGAGUCGGAUCUAUGGAGCUGGCUCGAAGAGAGGGUCGCUCUCGAUAGGGUGCAAAGCUCCGUCACUGGAGCGCGGAUCCAGCCGGAAGACGGGACGCAAAAGCCCCUAGCGCCCCAAAACAUGCAGGCGCGGGAGAUGGAUGAAGCGAUCCGCGUGACUGAAGAACGACUGAAGGCAUUGAAAGAUGCAGUGACUCGCGAGCGCUCCAAGUCGCGUACUAAAAGCCUAAAAGAGGAACAAACAUAA
Messenger RNA from Alternaria atra, 3717 nucleotides. RefSeq lists its product as uncharacterized. Gene Ontology annotation, molecular function: sterol binding; sterol transfer activity. The transcript is spliced from 3 exons. NCBI's taxonomy places the organism in Eukaryota, Fungi, Ascomycota, Dothideomycetes, Pleosporales, Pleosporaceae. Bases 1 to 3717 code for a protein of 1238 amino acids. Gene Ontology annotation, cellular component: plasma membrane; cortical endoplasmic reticulum; mitochondrion. The record is from RefSeq and is a predicted model, not a curated record. Gene Ontology annotation, biological process: intracellular sterol transport.